AAAUCCGAGUGUCUCACCUUAUCGUCAAUGGUAAUCUUAAUAAUAAUUACAAUGGAAGGGAUAAGAUAUCAGUAAAAUGAUAUCAAUUGUCAGUGCAUGAUUAUUGACUAGGUGUUUGUGACACAAUUUUUUUUAAAUCGCCUGUACCUACUCGCGAGUGAUUAGUAGUGGGAUAAAGUGUGAUAUAUAUACCUAUUGAUUAUGAAGUCAGGCAACUACUAAAUACCCAACGGUAACAUCGUAAUCAAUAGAAAGAUAGUUAUAAAUAAUAAAUUGGCGAAUUAAUAUUUAAAGGGAUCCAAAUUACAGACAGUAUGAAAUGUAUAUUAAUUCCAGUAUUUAUUUUGUGCUUUAUUGCUAACGUUUGUUCUCAUCCAAAAGAUGAAAAACUCAACUCACUUCUAUCUUUAAAAACAAGCGAUCAAAAAGGCCAGGACAAUCAAACAAUAUUGGAAAGUUCAGAAGUGACAAAAACGCCUAUCGAGACAGCCAACGAAACGGUCCGUCACAGACGAUUCAUUCCAUUUGCUCGGCCGAACCUAAAGUCAGCAAACAUUUCACAAUGCACCAGCUCGUCGGACGAUUUUCCACCCUUUCUGUCAAACUAUGCAAAAAUAAAUGGCGGUUUUGUUUUAUUUUUUCUCAUCGGGAUCUACUGCUUCAUCCUCCUGGCCGUGGUGUGCGAUAGGUACUUUUUGCCCACUGUUGAGUCCAUUUGCGAGAAAUUGAAUCUAUCUAAAGAUGUAGCUGCAGCCACUUUCAUGUCUACCGCAACCUCGUGUCCUGAGCUUUUUACCAAUGUAAUUAGUACUUUUGUAGUUGAAUCCGAUUUAGGAAUUGGUACAAUUGUGGGCUCUUCAUUGUUUAACACCCUUGGAGUGGCAGCACUGGGCGGUCUAGCAGCCUCAGCGCCAAUACAAAUUGACUGUUGGCCAUUGACGAGAGACGUGAUUAUUUAUAUAUUGUCAGUGAGUUUAUUGGUUUCAAUAACGUGGGACAAUAGAAUCCAGUGGUACGAAGGUCUGACUUUGUUUGGACUUUAUUUCAUUUAUUGUAUAGUUUUAUUUAACAACGAUCGCAUCAAAAACAAACUACAAAGAGCAAACAAAGAAAAAGAAAAUUCAUUGGAAAAUGCAGGCGUCUACAGGAACAAAAGCAUCGAAACGAAAAGUUCUAAGGACGAACCCAUAAAAAUAUCAGUUGUCUCGGCAGAUUUUCAGGAUAGUGUUAAAAAAAAUGGCGAUAUAGCCGAAAACCAUAAAAACCCAUAUGCUGAUAAAGAAGAUGAAGACGACCUGUUUAUUUGGCCAUCUGGAACACUAAUUAGCAAAAUUGUAUUCUACUUUUUGUGGCCAAUUAAGUUUGUUUUACAUUUUACAAUACCCGAUCCUGUGAGAUACCCUAAACUGCUUCCCGUUACAUUUGCAAUGUGUAUAAUUUGGAUCGGAGCCAAUUCGUAUAUCGUCUCGUGGAUGAUGACACUGAUAGGAAACAUUUUUAAAAUCCCUGAUGCUGUGUUGGGUCUGACAUUUUUAGCAGCUGGAGGAUGCUUACCAGAAUCCAUAUCAAUUGUAAUAAUGUCCAGAAGAGGAGAAGGUUCAAUGGGAGUAUCAAACUCAAUGGGCGCCAAUACAAUGAACAUCCUACUUUCCCUAGGAUUCCCGUGGUUUUUCAAGACUAUUCUCAAAGGUAAUGGAUCAGAGGGAUUUGUGGAAAUCGAAUCGGGAUCAAUUCAGUACACGAUUUUAGCGUUAGUGGCAGUGGCUAUCACUUUAUAUCUUACCUUAUACUUUAAUAAUUUUCACAUGUCUAGAAAAUCUGGCACUGUUCUGAUAAUUUUAUAUGCUGUGUGCGUCGUAUUGGCAAUAUUAUCUGAAAUGGUAUUCUUCCCCAAAUUAAAAAAUUGCAGAUGAUAUAUAAAUUAUUUGUAUGUAUAAUAUUUAUACUUAUGUCAGCUGCGAUAUUAAAAUAAACAAUGUUUUUAAUUGAGAAGAAAAUUUAAAAAGCACUUUUACGAAUUAUAAUUAAUUUUUAUACUGCUUAUACUUAUAAUAGGUUACUUAUAA
Messenger RNA from Brassicogethes aeneus, 2066 nucleotides. Lineage: Eukaryota; Metazoa; Arthropoda; Insecta; Coleoptera; Nitidulidae. The record is from the annotation of a GenBank genome assembly.